AUUUUAUCAUGUUUGUACAAUUAAGUAGUAUACCAAAGCUAUCUUAGUUUUCAACAACAAAAAACGAACAAGCUCUAUAAUUCCUUAGUUUUGAGCAAAUGGCUUUAUACUCCCAACAGAACGUCUUUCUAAUCCUCAGACUGAAUGCCCACUGUGUUGGUCUUUCUCAUCCUAUGUGAAUACUGUUAUUACACUUAUCUAGUAUUAUAUUGUACUGGCGUUCACACCGUGGAGAUAAAAAACAGCAAUGACACCUAUCGAUCAUUUCGUAGUCUAUAUGGAGCUUUUGAUAAAAUGAUGUUCGACAUUAUAUAUAUACCACGAAUCGAGUUUACUAUUGACCUUUUCAUGUUAACAAUCAACAAAAACGAAUAUACGGAAAGUUAUUGUUGAAGAAAUUUCAUCGGUUGUGAAAGAUGAUCAUUCCUACUAAAAGAAUGCUGCUUUUUAUACUGUUACAGUGCGCAGUUAUAUCUGCCAAAAGAAUUGGAGAUCUGGAGAUGCUACCAAAAGUUGAGCAACAUUUGCAACAGCCAAAUAUUGCGUUUGAAGAAUCUCCUGUUCCUGACAGUGAGCGUGCUGAACGUUGGAACUUCGACACACAAUUUUCCAACAUGUUCGGCUUUGCGCACUUGCCGCAAACAAAAUGCUUGACUGAUUGGUCUGUUGACUACGACAUUGCCAUCGUCGGUGUACCAUUCGAUACUGCAGUGUCUUAUCGUCCAGGUGCGAGGUUUGGUCCUCGAGCUAUUCGCACUGCUUCUUCUCGACAAACAAGUCUUAGAAGCUUUAAUCCUUCUUUAAAUAUCAACCCCUACCGAACAAACACCAAAAUCAUUGAUUGUGGUGACAUUCCUAUUACACCCUUCGAUAACAAGUUGGCUCUAAAGCAAAUGACAGAAGGCUAUAUUGACCUUUUAUCUCAUUCAGUAGCCACUCCCGCAGAUUCACAAAACAAGCGAAAUUCAGCUUUGGCAAAGGAUGGAAAGUUUCAUCCUCGUUUGGUUUCACUUGGCGGUGACCAUUCGAUCGCUCUAUCGUCACUAAGAGCUCUUGGGAAACUAUAUCAGAAUGUCAGCGUUAUCCAUUUUGAUUCUCAUCUCGAUACAUGGAAUCCUUCCACGUACCAUUCGCAUUGGAUGUCCGAGCAAUCAGAAUUCACUCAUGGAACCAUGUUUUGGCUUGCCAGUCAGGAAGGCCUCAUCAACAAUGGUAGCUCUAUUCACGCAGGACUUCGUACCCGGUUAAGUGGAACUGAUUAUUUUGAUUACGAAGAAGACAAACGAGUUGGCUUUAUGCUCAUCGAGGCCAGCGAAAUAGACGAAAUUGGAGUCAAGGGCAUUGUGGAAAGGAUAAAGAAGACAGUCGGUGAUAAUCUUGUAUAUCUAAGUAUUGAUAUCGACGUGCUUGAUCCUGGCUUGGCACCAGGGACAGGAACGCCUGAAACGGGUGGGUGGACUAGUCGUGAAAUGAAGAGUAUCCUUCGAGGUUUAGACGGGCACCUGAAUAUAGUAGGUGCAGAUAUUGUAGAAGUAUCUCCGCCUUAUGAUGAUCAAGCAGAAAGCACUGCUCUUGCUGCCGCUGAUUUUAUUUUUGAAAUUGUUUCAAUUAUGGCGAAGAAUCCCCUUUAUGACAUGGCAAGCAAACAAAGGGCAUAAAGAUUACAUCUGAAGUUAAAAGGUCUGCCUUUUGUCUUUAGUUCGUAUUUGUUAUUAAUGUUAACGUAUCCUAUGUAUGAAUGAUAACGCUGAAAUGAAUCUGUAAUAAUAAUAAAAAGAAAAAAGGAAGGCUGUGACACUAUGAAAUACAUUUCUAUUUGCAUUGGUAAUUUUAAUGAUCGCUUACUGUACGACUGCUAACUAAAAAAUAUUAUUUGCGAAGUCGGCAAUAAAGACAAUAUGCUUAGAAAUUCUCUAAUUCCUUAUCAUGAAAAUCAAGAUUGGUGUCAAGCAGCGGUAAUACCAAAUAAAAUGCAUGAUGCUGAUGCAUGCGCCGUUUGUCAACCAACAAAUUAUAUAUGUAUAUCUCUCUUCAAGAAGCUUUUUACAAACUUAAAGGAUCUUAUAGUAUGAUCUAAGAUGGCUAAAUACGUAAAAUCAUAGACAAAAACGUUAAAUAAAAGUCCAA
Molecule: messenger RNA, 2127 nt
Organism: Schizosaccharomyces octosporus yFS286
Lineage: Eukaryota; Fungi; Ascomycota; Schizosaccharomycetes; Schizosaccharomycetales; Schizosaccharomycetaceae
Product: agmatinase 2
Exons: 1
Coding region: 417-1658 (413 amino acids)
Molecular function (GO): metal ion binding; agmatinase activity
Source: RefSeq, a predicted model, not a curated record